Molecule: messenger RNA, 2362 nt
Organism: Musa acuminata subsp. malaccensis (wild Malaysian banana)
Lineage: Eukaryota; Viridiplantae; Streptophyta; Magnoliopsida; Zingiberales; Musaceae
Product: probable LRR receptor-like serine/threonine-protein kinase At3g47570
Biological process (GO): protein phosphorylation
Molecular function (GO): protein kinase activity; protein binding; ATP binding
Source: RefSeq, a predicted model, not a curated record
UUACAACCAGAUGUCAGGGACGCUCCCACCAGAUAUCGGCAGUACUCUACCCAAUCUUCACUUUCUCGACAUGGCCAGCAACCGGUUCGUGGGACAAAUUCCGUUGUCAGUCGCUAAUGCUACGUUGCUUCGACAAAUCGACCUCAGCCGCAACAAUUUCAGCGGUCGAAUACCUGCCAAUCUCGGCAACCUUCCAUAUCUCAUGCAGCUUUCCCUAGGGAGAAACAGGCUUGAAGCCAGAGACGCCUUGGACUGGGAAUUCGUCUCUUCCUUGGCCAACUGCAGUCUGCUGAAGGAACUAAGACUGGCUAUGAAUAAUCUGAGCGGUGCGCUUCCUGCCUCCAUAGCUAAUCUCUCGACCCAGCUCAAUACUAUAACGCUCGGUCGAAACCAAAUCUCUGGAUCCUUUCCUUCCGGGAUCAAGAACUUCGUUAACUUGGUUACACUGGCUAUGAAUGAGAAUCUAUUCACCGGCAGUAUUCCCGACUUCCUGGGAGAACUUGCCGACCUGGGAUCUUUGAUCUUGUAUGGCAACAAGUUUUCAGGCAACAUCCCAGCCUCGCUUGGCAACUUGACUGCAUUGAAUGAGCUUAUAUUGUUCGAUAACUACUUGGAAGGCAGCAUCCCGGUGAGUCUUGGGAAAUGCCAGGGUUUGAAUACUUUAGAUCUCGCUGGCAAUCACCUGAGUGGAUCCAUCCCAAUGGAAGUUUUUAGCAUCGAAUCCUUGUCGAACUAUCUUGACUUGUCCAGCAAUCACUUGAAUGGAACACUACCGAUGGAGGUCGGCAGGUUGCGCAACACUCCCUUUUUAUCUGUUUCCAACAACAGGCUUUCAGGUGAACUUCCAACAAGCUUAGGUGAUUGUCAAGUGCUGCAGUACCUCAAUUUGAGUAACAAUUUCUUUCAAGGAAGCGUUCCUAAAUCUCUGAGCAACCUGAAGGGACUCGAGAAGUUGGACCUUUCAUCCAAUGACUUGUCUGGUUCCUUCCCAGAUUUUCUAGCAGGCUUGCCUUUCCUGAAACUUCUGAAUCUAUCUUUCAAUGAUCUGGAUGGUGAAGUACCAGUAGAUAAAAUUUUCAGCAAUUCCAGCGAGUUUUCUGUCGUCGGAAACCACAAACUCUGUGGGGGUAUCUCAAGCUUGCAUUUGCCUUCCUGCUCAACUCAGACAUCCAAGAAGAACAGGUCGCUUAUUCUUAAAGUAACGUUGCCGAUUGUUGUUCUAAUCUUACUGUUUGCUCUGUUUAUGACCUGCCGUUACGCGAGAAAACACAAGAAGAAUUCUCCCCCAGCUGAACUCACAUCCGAUGCUCCGACAAAAUUGUCUUAUCUCGAGCUGAUGAAGGCAACCGAUGACUUCUCCUCCGAGAAUUUGAUUGGCGUUGGAAGCUACGGUUCGGUGUACAGAGGUGUUUUGGGUGACGGCAAAACUCUCGUUGCGAUCAAGGUACUCAACCUGGUGCAGCGAGGCGCUUUCAAGGCUUUCGUCGCAGAGUGUGAAGCUUUAAGAAGCAUUCGACACCGAAACCUGGUCAAGAUCUUGACAACCUGCUCGAGUGUGGAUCUCAGAGGUAAUGAAUUCAGAGCUAUCGUGUUUGAGUUCAUGCCUAACGGGAGCUUGGAGAGUUGGUUGCAUCCAGACACAGACAAGAAGCUAUACUCGAAGCGAUUAGGUCUGCUUCAGAGACUUGAUAUAGCAAUCGAUGUUGCUGCUGCGCUGAACUAUCUUCAUGACCACUGCGAGACGCCAAUCAUCCACUGUGAUCUGAAGCCAAGCAAUGUCCUUCUUGAUGGCAACAUGACUGCUCGUGUCGGAGAUUUUGGCCUAGCAAGAUUCCUCUCCAAUGGCACCAACCGGUAUCUAUCUUCUUCUUCAGUAAUAAAAGGUUCCAUCGGCUAUAUGGCUCCAGAAUAUGGGAUGGGCGGGCAGGUUUCGACUCAUGCGGAUGUCUACAGCUACGGAGUGCUGCUGCUGGAGCUGUUCACCGGGCGGAGGCCUACCGACGACAUGUUUAAGGACGGUCUCACCCUCCAAAACCACGUCGAGGAAGCCUUUUCGAAAGGAGCUCAAGUCACCGGCAUCGCUGAUCCGUCACUAUUCUCGGACGACAAAGAAGGUGAAGACACUUCAGAUCUCAUGGUCGGAAUGCAAGCAAGCGAAAGGAUAACGAGAUGCUUAGAAUCGGUGCUCGUGGUUGGUCUCCGCUGUGCCAAGGACUCGCCGAGAGAGCGCAUCACGAUCAAGGAUGCUGCGAACAGAAUAGAGACGAUCAAGAGUCUGCUGCGAACUGCCGAAAUGAAUAAGAGUCCAUUUAAUACUCCGUGUUUAAUAUAGUUUUCGUAAAAGAAUGGGCUGUUCUGUUUC